Messenger RNA from Cucurbita pepo subsp. pepo (vegetable marrow), 1942 nucleotides. RefSeq lists its product as uncharacterized. The record is from RefSeq and is a predicted model, not a curated record. Lineage: Eukaryota; Viridiplantae; Streptophyta; Magnoliopsida; Cucurbitales; Cucurbitaceae. Gene Ontology annotation, cellular component: membrane. Gene Ontology annotation, molecular function: metal ion transmembrane transporter activity. Gene Ontology annotation, biological process: transmembrane transport; metal ion transport.
UUACCCAAUUACUGGCGGCCGAGGUCAUCAAUGGCGAGUUCCAUCCCAACAAACAAAAGAUUUCCAAGUAGACAUGAUUCAAACGCCAUAUAUUUAGAUUCUAACGUCUUAUCAACAAAUUCAUAAACAAUUGUUCGUGAUUGGAAGUGAUCCAUUAUCAUACAGCGCUGCAACUCGUUUUCAUUUCAACUUCCUCGAAAAACGACGGCCCGACGAACAGUUUUUGUUUAAUCCUCGGCAUUUCGCGUUACGGAAAUUUCAUCGUCUGCGAAUUCAUGUUUAGUAACCUACAUGGUUGUUGAAUGGGCUUUGACAAGGCAGUGAAGGUUGCUUUUCAAAAUUUGGCGAUUGCGGGAUUUCUUGUCGAUGUUUUGCAGCUAGGGUUUUCGAGUAUUUUGAGGAGAACAAAUCCAUGGAGCUUGCUAAUGGGGAGCCUGCUGCUAAGGGAGAAUUGAAUGAAAUGGAGAGGGAGCCUUCAGGACGGCUUCUUUUGCGGGAAGGUGGUCUGUCUCGUACGCAUUUUCCCGGCAUGGUGAGGAAGAGAGCUUACAUAUUUGAUGGAAACGACAACUAUUAUAACAAGGAAUGGGAUCUUACUGAGGGUAGAGGAAAGGAGUUUUGUUGGUAUCAUGUAGAACUUCCAAAAGGGAAUCAAAAACUAUCCCAAUCUGCUCAAUAUCUCAUCGAUGUUCUUUGCCCGCCUUUGAAUCUUCAAGAUAUUCUCUCCCUUGUAAGCAAUGGACCCUUUUGUGGACAUGUUAAUGGGGCGCUUGUGUUUAGAGUCAAUUCACCUGGCCCUGCAUCUAGUGAUUUUACAUUCAGAAUUGCUGCUAGAAUUACUAAGAAUUCUGUCAUCACCGUGUCUUUGGGCCGUGUUCCGAGAUUAGGAUUCUCACCGGUCGGUCAGUCUCUUCUCUCGGAAGUUCCUAGUGUGGAGAACCCCUCUCACUUGAGAGGUGAGCAAAGAGAAACUGGAGGCACUGUGAUUAGGGAGCAUGUUCUUGAAUUCUUGUUGACUAUGAAUCACUCGGAGGAGGCUGAUAAUCCUGUGCCAGCAUCCCUCUCAAAUCUGGUUGUUCAUAUUAUUGAUACUCAUGUGGAUCAUCUUCAAGAUGUUGUGACUAAGCUUGAGAUUGAGUUGGAUUCUGUGGAGCUUGAAAUGGAUAAAGGUGGAUUCACUUCAAAAAAACAAAUGCUCGAUGACCGAAGAUUCCCCAAAAUGAACCUUAAUCUGCAGCGGCUCCUACAGGUGAUUGCACAUGGGGAACAAGUCUUUCCACGAGUGAAAGAAAAGUGUUCUUCUAAACAAUGGUUUGCCAGUAAAGAUAUCAGCUCGCUUGAAGAAUUAAUUGGACGGUUAAGACGGUUGAAAGAGAACGUGGGAUUUCUAGCAAACCGUGUCAUUGCUAUCCAGACCGGUCUCGAUAGCUGGCAAGCCGAGCAAAUUAACAGGAAACUCUAUUAUCUUUCAUUUCUUUCAAUCAUAUUCUUACCAUUAUCAGUCAUUACUGGAGUAUUUGGCAUGAAUGUUGGUGGAGUACCAUGGACCGAGCAGAGAAAUCCCGAGCUGAAAGAGGGAUUUCGCAACGUCAUGCUUCUCUGCGCCGUAAUGCUUAUAUUGGUGCUUCUCUGCUUCAGUUUCCCAGCUAUUUAUACCUACUUAGUUAUGUGGAAUCGGCGGAGGAAGAUGAGAAAGAGCUGGUCUCUCAAUAGAAAGUCUUUUCUUAAGAGAACUGUGAAAAAUGGUGCUGGCGACAGAGGUGGAGGAGGAGGCUAUCUUCGGAUUUGAUAAUGUGAUAUCCUUUCCAUGUGCUUGGUUUGUCCUACUUGUGCAAACCGAGCACUGCGGUCUCGAUCUCGAAUGAUUUGUAAGUUAAACCAUCUAACACUCCCGAUGUCUGUCGGAUUCCGAUUAUCGUCGAUAACUACUAAUGAAAUAUCA